This is a messenger RNA of Ilex paraguariensis (yerba mate), 561 nucleotides long. The record is from the annotation of a GenBank genome assembly. Lineage: Eukaryota; Viridiplantae; Streptophyta; Magnoliopsida; Aquifoliales; Aquifoliaceae.
AUGGAUUUAAGAAGAGAAGACGGAAGGGCAUUAUGCUCAUCCCUAAAAAAGCUGAUCAACCUUCGCUCUCUAUUUGUUCAGUCCGUACAAAGUGAUGAGAUCAUUGAUCUAAUGUCUUUAACUUUGCCUCCUCCAUUGCUACAAAAGCUACAGUUGAAAGGACGUCUAGAGAAGUUACCACAUUGGAUUCCUUCUCUUCAUAGCCUGGUGAAAGUCAAGUUAUGGUAUAGCAGGGUAAUGGAUAGCCAUCUACAACGCCUACAAGAUUUGCCCAAUCUCCUAGAACUUGACUUCAGGUGCGCUUAUGAUGGAGAAACAUUGUGUUUCAUGGCCGGAAAGUUUCGGAGGCUCAAGCGGUUAUCGCUUGCUAUGAUGGAAAAGUUGACAAGGGCUACAGUGGAGCAUGGCGCCAUGCCUAAUCUUGUAAAGCUAUCUAUUACAGGAUGUGAUAACUUGGAGGAGUUGCCAUCAGGAAUUGAACAUCUAAUCAAUCUUCAAUUGCGUUAUCCAGGAGUAGCACUUCUUCAUGGGUUGACACCUUGCAGAAUCAAGACAAAGAAA